Messenger RNA from Trypanosoma cruzi, 1372 nucleotides. RefSeq lists its product as uncharacterized. Gene Ontology annotation, molecular function: protein binding. The annotation marks the transcript as partial. The record is from RefSeq and is a predicted model, not a curated record. The transcript has a single exon. NCBI's taxonomy places the organism in Eukaryota, Euglenozoa, Kinetoplastea, Trypanosomatida, Trypanosomatidae.
GAAACAUUUGGAUAUUUCUGUCAACAAUUUGGGGUACGCAGGUAUUAAGGCGCUGGCUCCGGUCCUGGAGACCACUUGCAUCACCCACCUUUCCCUGCAGCGGAACAACAUGGGUGACAAUGGUGGGAUGGUCCUGUUUAAAGCGAUUGCUGGAGCCAUUGAGGAUGGAGAGGACAAGCUUGAAUAUCUAAAUUUGGAGGUUAACGAACUCGGAGAGAAGACGGCCAAGGCAAUGCAGCGAGUCCUGUCAUCUUCAACGGCAUUAAAGACACUGCGGCUUUCUUACAAUAGCUUUGGGGGCGCCUCCAAGUAUAUUAUGGAAGGGCUGGCAGAAAACAAGUACCUCCGUUCACUUUUCCUUUCUUUCUGUGAGAUUCGCGAGGCAGAUGGGGCCGCAAUUGGAACGGCUCUCACGGCGAACAGCACGCUGCAGCAUUUAGAUCUGUCGAACAACAAACUUAAGGAUGCUGGGUCAAAAUGUAUCGCGGAGGCCAUGAAGACAAACGAAGGGCUUAUUUCACUCAAUCUCUCCUGCAACAAGAUCGCUGAUGACGGAGGGAAGGCCAUUGCAUUAUUUUUGACCAGCAAUCGUACCCUUCGAGAGUUGAAUCUGCGACGCAAUUGCAUGUCAAAUGCCACGGGAGAGCUUUUGGACGAUCAGCUCAGAGGAAAUAUGACGCUGGAGAAGAUGAAUGUCGGAUUCAAUGACUUCCGAUAUAAAUCUCUUAUUGGCCAUCGGACGACAUUGGCGCGAAACGCGGAGAAGAACAAGAGCCUUAUUGUUCCGAAGCUCAGGGCCGAGAUUGAGGGUCUCUCUUUCAAGGAAAGGGACUUGUCUCAGGCCGAAGACGAAAUUGAAAUGGAACGGCGCAUCAUUAAGGAUCGGAGCGAGCAGUUGUUGCGCCGUAAUGAAGAGGCUCGCGUCGCGUCCGAGAAGGCGCGGCGGGAAAUUGCGGAUCUUGAAAAGAACUUGGCCGCCGUACGCGUCCGUUUUGAGUCCGCCGAGGAGGUCCUCCUACGCACCGAGGAGCGGGUGAGCAACGAGAUGGCGGAGAUCUCGGGGCGUAAGGCAAACAUGGAGGCUCGCGUUCAGCAGGAGAGGGAAAAAGUGGACCGUUUGCAGCGUGAGAUGGACCGUGUGCGACGGCAACUGAAACAACUGGAGGAGGCGGAGGCGUCACGCCUGAAGCCUCUUUUCUUGGAGUUUGGCAUCGCAGAGGCGGACAGGGACCGUGAGGCGAAGGAAUGUCAAUACGAGGCCGACAAACUUGCCGCUCUGGAGCUUCAACGGAAGGAGUUGGAGAAGAAGUUGGGCCUCUCUCUUCCCGUGGCGGGCGGUGUGUCUGCACCAACGGCCAAAAAACGGAAGUAG